AAAAAUCUUAUCAGUCACCUGUUUGAGUAAACAGUAGACUCUAUCACACAAAUACUGCAAACAUUCGUAGGUGAAUCCUCAAUUUCUGGAAUGUCAUCAGUUUAUAAGAGAAUUUAGUUAAGAAAAAAAAGAAAAGGAUGGCUCAGAAUUACAAAGCCUUGGAUUCAAUCACCAUCUCUGAUAUUGUAUCUCUGGGUAUAUCCCAAGAAGAAGCAGAACAACUUCAGGAAAAACUCACAGAAAUCAUUCAUACUUGCGGAGCUGCCACUCCUCAAACAUGGCAAAAUAUCUCCAAACAGCUUCUAAACCCGGACCUUCCCUUCUCUUUCCAUCAGAUGAUGUAUCAUGGCUGCUACAAGGAUUUCGGACCCAACCCGCCCGCUUGGUUGCCUGACCCGAACAAUGCAAAGUUAACGAAUGUUGGACAGCUAUUGGAAAGCCGUGGAAAAGAGUUUUUGGGAUCAAAAUAUAGAGACCCUAUUUCCAGCUUUUCUGACUUUCAGGAAUUUUCAGUUUCCAACCCAGAGGUAUACUGGAAAGCUAUAUUUGAUGAAAUGAAUAUAUCUUUCUCUGUUUCUCCUGAACGUAUUUUAGUUGAGAAUUCGUCUUGUCCUGGUGGUCAAUGGCUUCCGGGAGCCUACAUAAAUCCAGCAAAGAAUUGUUUAAAUGUAAAUAAAAAGAGGAAUCUGGAUGAUGUUGUAAUAUUAUGGCGUGAUGAAGGAGAUGAUGAAUUGCCCCUUCAAAAGAUGACUCUCAUGGAGUUGCGCUCAAGAGUGUGGUUAGUUGCAUAUGCACUUGAAAGACUGGAGUUGGAUAAAGGAUCUGCAAUUGCUAUAGAUAUGCCCAUGGAUGCGCAUUCUGUGGUGAUCUAUUUGGCCAUUGUGCUAGCUGGUUAUGUAGUGGUAUCAAUUGCUGAUAGUUUUGCCCCAAGUGAAAUAUCUACGAGGCUCGAGUUAUCAAAUGCCAAAGCAAUUUUCACUCAGGAUCUCAUUCUCCGUGGUGAUAGAAAAAUACCAUUGUACAGUAGAGUUGUUGAUGCUCAAGCUCCUAUGGCAAUUGUAAUUCCUACUAGAGAUUCCAGUUUCAGCAUGAAAUUACGUGCUGGUGACAUUUCUUGGCAGGAUUUUCUAAACAGGGCUGAAGGGUCAAAAGAAGUUGAGUUUGUUGCUGUUGAGCAACCAAUCAAAGCAUUCACAAAUAUUCUGUUCUCUUCUGGAACAACUGGUGAUCCCAAGGCAAUUCCUUGGACUGUUUCUACACCUCUGAAAGCUGCUGCUGAUGGAUGGUGCCACAUGGAUAUCCGCGAAGGAGAUAUUGUUUCCUGGCCGACUAAUCUGGGAUGGAUGAUGGGUCCUUGGCUAGUUUAUGCUUCACUUCUGAAUAGUGCUUCCAUGGCUUUAUAUAAUGGAUCUCCUCUUGGUUCUGGAUUUGCCAAGUUUAUACAGGAUGCUAAAGUGACUAUGCUAGGCGUGAUCCCAAGCAUUGUAAGGACAUGGAAGACCAAAAAUUCUACUGCUAGCUAUGAUUUGUCAUCCAUCCGUUGCUUUGGCUCUACUGGGGAGGCAUCGAGUGUGGAUGAAUACCUAUGGUUGAUGGGAAGAGCUCGUUACAAACCUGUUAUUGAGUAUUGUGGUGGUACAGAGAUUGGUGGUGGAUUUAUUUCUGGUUCCUUGGUACAGCCUCAAUGUUUGGCAGCUUUUAGCACUGCAGCAAUGGGGUGUAGUCUGUUUAUUCUUGGGGAAGAUGGUUAUCCUCUGCCAUCUAACGUUGCGGGCACUGGAGAGUUGGCCCUUGGUCCGACCAUGUUUGGAGCUUCAAGCACUCUUCUGAAUGCAGACCACAAUGAGGUUUACUUCAAGGGAAUGCCAGUUUGGAAUGGAAAGGUGUUAAGAAGGCACGGGGACGUAUUUGAGCGUACCUCUAAAGGAUAUUAUCAUGCUCAUGGUCGUGCUGAUGAUACAAUGAACCUUGGUGGCAUCAAGGUGAGUUCAGUGGAGAUAGAGCGCAUUUGUAAUGCAGUAGAUGGUAAUAUUGUAGAGACAGCAGCUGUUGGGGUGCCUCCUCCUGGCGGCGGCCCUGAGAGACUGGCGAUUGCCAUUGUAUUCAAGGAUCCAGACAGCUCCACAGCCGACAUAAAUACGCUGAUGCAGUCUUUCAAUUCAGCACUGCAGAAGAAACUGAAUCCUUUAUUCAAGGUUUCAAACAUCAUUCCCCUACCUUCCCUUCCAAGAACUGCAACAAACAAGGUUAUGAGAAGGGUUUUGAGGCAGCAGUUCACUCAGGGUGAAAAUUCAAGAUUGUGAUGUACAAAAUAUUUGUGUUCCCAAGAACUUGACCAGAAAACAGAAAGUACAGAAUCUGUGUCUUUAGUAAACAACUUCACCUUUGUCCACAUAGAAUAAACAGUUUACUACAAGGUGCAAUUUGUUCCAAGAAAUGAUUUUGAGUUGUUCAUGAAAAGACCAAUCACUGUUUAC
Molecule: messenger RNA, 2477 nt
Organism: Coffea arabica (coffee)
Lineage: Eukaryota; Viridiplantae; Streptophyta; Magnoliopsida; Gentianales; Rubiaceae
Product: probable acyl-activating enzyme 17, peroxisomal
Source: RefSeq, a predicted model, not a curated record